ACGUUCGACAAAUUUACGGUUGGAAAAUGUUUCUACCUGGAUUAUUUUUUAUAAACAAUUACAAAAAUCAUAAAUAGUUUGUAGUCGAUUAUUAGAAUUAUUAAUCGAUUAAUUGUAGUCGGUUACGCACGUCACUAGUCCAUGUCACAAACUCACAAAUUAUAAAAUAAAAUAAUGUCUUUGGGUCAUCGUGGGACGCUCUUGGUUUCGUGCUUUGCAAACUCUUUUUAUAAAUAUUAGUUCCAAAGAGUUACGGAUUAUUUCAAAAUGUCUGGCAUAGCAAGUGCACGUUUAGCUGAAGAAAGAAAAGCUUGGCGAAAAGACCAUCCCUUUGGUUUUGUGGCGAGACCUAUGAAAAAUCCAGACGGUUCUUUAAAUCUCAUGACAUGGGAAUGUGCUAUCCCUGGAAAAAAAGGGACGCCAUGGGAAGGAGGUUUAUAUAAAUUGCGAAUGAUAUUUAAAGAUGAUUAUCCAUCUAGCCCUCCAAAAUGCAAGUUUGAACCACCUUUGUUUCAUCCAAAUGUAUAUCCUUCUGGUACAGUGUGCUUAUCAUUACUUGAUGAGGAAAAAGAUUGGCGUCCUGCGAUUACCAUUAAACAAAUACUUCUUGGCAUUCAAGAUCUUUUAAAUGAGCCUAAUGUUAAAGAUCCUGCACAAGCUGAAGCAUAUACAAUUUACUGUCAAAAUCGGUUAGAAUAUGACAAACGUGUUCGAGCACAGGCACGUGCCAUGGCUGCUACAGAAUAAACUUAAUAUCUUUAUAAGUAAGGCACCACGGUUAUUCUGCAACAGAACAUCAUAAAUUAAAACACACCAAAUAAAACAAUUCAGGAAGAUUCUGUACUAUAUUCUUAUUAUGAUAGAUGUAUAAUCUUUUAAUAAUAAAGUGAGUGUGGAAAUUGGUAAGAGUAAGAAGAAAAAGGCAACAAAAGACAAAGUAUGCAUAAUUGAAAUAGAAUAUAGUGUAAUUUUUUUCCAAUUCUUGUUGUGAUGUUUUCCGUGGUUAAUUUUUAUACACAAACUUUAAAUAUUUACUGAUGGAAUUUUGAAAUCAUCAACCAUCAGUUAAUAUUUAAGUGUGUUAUCCUAAAAGAAAACGAAUUCAAAACUCCAAUUUUAGCAUCUUUAAAUAUCGUUUGUGAGUACUACUCACAUUCUAGAAUUAUGGACUUGUGUAAGUAAGGUUUUAUUUAUUUGUGAACUACUCACAUUUGUCAUCAUUCUCAGUAUUUAUUCCAAAAUAAACACAAAAUAAUUGCUUUAUUCAGAACAGCUACAAAGACUUUGAUUAUUAAAAUUUGUUUACAUGAUAUGUAAAUAUGUAUAUGCACUACUUUUAUAACAUCAAAAAAAAAUAGCAGUUAUUAUGUUAUUGCAUACAUAUGUACUUCAAAGAGAAUCUGAAUAAUUAUUUUAACUUUUUGUAUCUCUAUGUUAGGCUCAUAAACAAUAAAUAAUUUUUCU
Parnassius mnemosyne (clouded apollo) is the source of this 1464-nucleotide messenger RNA. The record is from the annotation of a GenBank genome assembly. NCBI's taxonomy places the organism in Eukaryota, Metazoa, Arthropoda, Insecta, Lepidoptera, Papilionidae.